Messenger RNA from Aptenodytes forsteri (emperor penguin), 2072 nucleotides. RefSeq names its product melatonin receptor 1A (gene MTNR1A). The record is from RefSeq and is a predicted model, not a curated record. Gene Ontology annotation, cellular component: membrane. Gene Ontology annotation, molecular function: melatonin receptor activity. NCBI's taxonomy places the organism in Eukaryota, Metazoa, Chordata, Aves, Sphenisciformes, Spheniscidae. Bases 992 to 1726 code for a protein of 244 amino acids. The transcript is spliced from 4 exons. Gene Ontology annotation, biological process: G protein-coupled receptor signaling pathway.
UUUCACUCACUGGAGCUGGCAGGGUUGCACACUACAACACUAUAUAUUUGAGGAGAAUCUGACUCAGAAGUCCAACUCAGCACUUGACUACCCUUGUUCCCUGGGAGAUUUUCAGAGCUGUAAUAAGAAAGAAACUUCUGGUUUUACAAGAACCUAUAUUAAUAAGUCCUUUGCUGGCACAUUUAUUGAGGAAAAAGGACACAGGAUGAAAAUUCCACUGGAAAAAGGUCAGGGAGGAACAGAAGAUACCUCCUGAAGAAAAUGUAUCUCACUGAAGACUUUCUUCCUCCUUUGCAAGAGAGGACUAACAGAAAUAAGGAGUAUUUAACGCUUUGCUAAAAAGGUGGAUUUGGUGGGGGAAAACAUCUUGCAUCUCUGCCCCACUCUCUAUUAAAUAAAUACUUUUGGAAGACUACAAAUUGAACCUGUGGACUUAUGAUUAAAAAAGUGCAUUGGGGAAUAGUAGGAAGGCCUAGAAAAACCUUCUCGACAAGUGGUGUAACCUUCUUGACAGUCAGAAGGUUAGUAAAAGACACUGAUGAAAGCAGAGGAGUCAGUAUCUCAAAGAAGUUUGUCACAGCAAGCGAGGAGUGUCUGAUACUACAGACUCCUUCAUAGUCACAAGCAUGGCUUCAGUAGAUGCUCUUCUAGACACAGAAGCUGAUGAUGCAACUGGUGAUCCUUGGACUUCUUUUUGUGCCCCGAGAGGAAAUGGGUAGCCCGACAAAGAUUUGACUCAAGGGAGAUAACUGGUAGAAGAUCAAGUUGUAGCACAAAUUCAGGGUUCUGAUGAAAACUGAGAUGUUGAUGGCAAUGAACGUUAUUUCAGACAUGAAUAACUUCCAGUAUUAAAAAUGGAAAUGUGUUUGUUGUAAGCCUGGCAGUUGCAGACUUGGUUGUAGCAAUCUACCCAUACCCACUGGUCCUCACAUCUGUAUUUCACAACGGAUGGAAUCUGGGAUACCUUCACUGCCAGAUUAGUGGCUUCUUGAUGGGUCUAAGUGUCAUUGGAUCAAUCUUCAAUAUUACAGGCAUCGCUAUCAAUCGGUACUGCUAUAUCUGCCACAGUCUCAAAUAUGACAAGCUGUACAGCGACAAGAAUUCAUUGUGCUAUGUUGUUCUUAUCUGGGUCCUAACAUUUGUUGCUAUCGUGCCCAACCUGUUUGUGGGAUCGCUACAAUAUGACCCCAGGAUUUACUCAUGUACAUUUGCACAAUCUGUGAGCUCAGCGUAUACAAUAGCAGUUGUGUUUUUCCAUUUCCUGCUCCCCAUAGCUAUAGUAACUUUCUGUUACUUGAGAAUAUGGAUCCUUGUUAUUCAGGUGAGGCGAAGGGUUAAACCAGAUAACAACCCCAGACUGAAACCACAUGACUUCAGAAACUUUGUAACCAUGUUUGUGGUAUUUGUACUGUUUGCAGUCUGCUGGGCUCCUUUGAACUUUAUAGGCCUUGCUGUGGCUGUCAACCCAGAAACUAUAAUCCCUAGGAUUCCAGAGUGGUUGUUCAUAUCUAGUUAUUACAUGGCAUAUUUCAACAGCUGCCUUAAUGCUAUCAUAUAUGGACUCCUGAAUCAGAACUUCAGAAGAGAAUACAAAAGAAUUAUUGUCGCUUUUUGUACAGCAAAAGUUUUUUUUCAGGAUAGUUCUAAUGAUGCGGGAGACAGGAUGAAAAGUAAACCUUCUCCAUUGAUUACAAACAACAAUCAAGUGAAGGUGGACUCUGUCUGAAAAUGGGAAUCUUAUUGUCACUCAACAGCAUCCAAAUAAACUAUCUGUUUUAUUAGACCUACUCUUAAAUAUUAUAGUGAAAUCUCUUCUACACUGAAAGCACUUUGAUCAAAUUCCUUGCAUGGUAUUUGGGAACUCAAGUUACAGAGCCUUGACGUACAGAUCCUAUUAUACAACGGUAUAUCUCUCGUAUAACAACACAAUGAUAUCCUUGAGAGAAAUGCAAAAUUAUGCAUGGAUACUUUUUAUUUUUCCCUUAAAUGGAGAUAAACAACUAAAACCAGAUUGAAACAGAAGUAUCCACAUUGCCUGGCUCAAUAAAAGAAAUCACAAAACUAUUCCUACU